UUCAAGACCAGCCUGGCCAACAUGGCGAAACAUUGUCUCUACUAAAAGUACAAAAAUUAGCCAGACGUGGUGGUGCUCACCUGUAAUCCCAGCUACUCGGGAGGCUGAGGCAGGAAAAUCACUUGAACCCGGGAGGCGGAGGUCACAGUUAGCCAAGAUCACACCACUGUACUCCAGCCUGGGUGAUAGAGUGAGACUCCAUCUCAAAUAAAUAAAUAAAUAAAUAAAUAAAUAAAUAAAUAAAUAAAUAAGUGAACCACGCAGGGUCCUUCCGGGGGGUGACCUUCAGCUGGCCAUUCGGGAUGAUGGACUUUCCAUCCCAGAACCAUGGCUCCAUUUGUCCGUAACCUUGUGGAGAAGACCCCAGCACUGGUGAAUGCUGCUGUGACUUACUUGAAGCCUCGAUUGGCCGCAUUUUGGUACUACACCACGGUUGAGCUGGUUCCUCCCACCCCUGCUGAGAUCCCUAGAGCUAUUCAGAGCCUGAAAAAAAUAGUCAGUAGUGCUCAGACUGGUAGCUUCAAACAGCUCACAGUUAAGGAAGCUUUGCUGAACGGUUUGGUGGCCACUGAGGUGUCGACGUGGUUUUAUGUCAGAGAGAUCACAGGCAAGCGUGGCAUCAUUGGCUAGAAUGUUUGAAGACCAGUCUUAACAUCUGAUUAUAUUUGAUUUAUUAUUUGAGUGUUGUUGGACCAGGUGUGAUCAGACUGCUAUCUGAAUAAAAUAAGAUUUGUCAGAAAUUCCAAAAAAAAAAAAAAGUGAAUCAAGCAGUUCCAACCCAUGUUCAAGGGUCAACUGU
Molecule: messenger RNA, 799 nt
Organism: Homo sapiens (human)
Lineage: Eukaryota; Metazoa; Chordata; Mammalia; Primates; Hominidae
Gene: ATP5MGL
Product: ATP synthase membrane subunit g like
Exons: 1
Coding region: 328-630 (100 amino acids)
Biological process (GO): proton transmembrane transport; proton motive force-driven ATP synthesis
Cellular component (GO): mitochondrial membrane
Molecular function (GO): proton transmembrane transporter activity
Source: RefSeq, marked validated